Triplophysa rosa is the source of this 1552-nucleotide messenger RNA. RefSeq names its product retinal G protein coupled receptor b (gene rgrb). Gene Ontology annotation, cellular component: membrane. Gene Ontology annotation, biological process: visual perception; G protein-coupled receptor signaling pathway; phototransduction. The transcript has 7 exons. Gene Ontology annotation, molecular function: G protein-coupled receptor activity. Lineage: Eukaryota; Metazoa; Chordata; Actinopteri; Cypriniformes; Nemacheilidae. The record is from RefSeq and is a predicted model, not a curated record. The coding region runs from base 44 to 919 and encodes 291 amino acids.
UGCAGUCUCACAUGCACACAGAGUGAUAAAUAUAUCGUUUAAAAUGUCUUCGUACUCGUUACCAGAGGGAUUCAGUGAGUUUGAUAUGUUCGCUUUCGGCUCCGCGCUGCUGGUCGGAGGUCUUCUUGGGUUCUUCCUAAACUUUAUUUCAGUCGUGGCGUUCCUGAGGGUCCGAGAGAUGAGAACACCCAGUAAUUUCUUCAUCUUCAAUCUGGCUUUGGCUGAUUUGAGUCUCAACAUUAAUGGUCUGGUGGCCGCUUACGCCAGUUAUCUGAGAUACUGGCCGUUUGGAUCGGAGGGAUGUCAGAUGCACGGCUUUCAGGGGAUGAUCUCAAUUCUAGCUGCUAUCAGUUUUCUCGGUGCUGUUGCCUGGGACAGAUACCAUCAGUACUGCACUAAGCAGAAGAUGUUCUGGAGCACGUCCGUGACCAUCAGCACCAUCAUCUGGAUCCUGGCCGUGUUCUGGGCUGCUCUACCGCUGCCUAUGAUUGGCUGGGGAGUGUUUGACUUUGAGCCAAUGAGAACAUGCUGUACACUGGACUACACUAAAGGAGACAGGAGUUACAUCACCUACAUGCUGACCAUCACUGUGCUCUAUUUAGCUUUUCCUGUUAUCAUUCUGCACUCUUCCUACAGUGCCAUCUAUGCACAUUUCAAAAAGAUUCACCACUUUAAGUUUAAUACAGGUGUACCUCUGAAGGUGCUUCUGUUGUGCUGGGGUCCAUAUGUACUGAUGUGCACGUACGCCUGCUUUGAGAACGUGACUCUUGUUUCGCCCAAGCUCAGAAUGGUCCUUCCGGUUCUGGCAAAAACAGCUCCGAUCUUUCAUGCCGUGCUGUACUCGUACGGGAAUGAGUUCUACAGAGGAGGACUUUGGCAGUUUCUCACAGGGCAGAAAUCUGCAGACAAAAAGAAAUAAAAAAAGUUUCAGCAGUUUGUUUUGAUGCAUUAAACCACAUGAUGUAUUCAGAUCAAACGUUUACACACUGUUACUGUAACUUCAGUGCCUUUUGGGCAUGUUCCAUAUGUGCCGUUUUAUUGACAACUGUGACUUUACAUUUGAAGGAUAAUGUGACAGAUGUGAGAAAUUGUAAAAAUAAACCUCUGCCUAACACAAGACUUUCAAGACAUUCAGAUUCACUCACUAUUUCUGUAUAAUAAUAAUAUCCUAUAUCUGUUGACUAAUACAUCUUUAAGGGUUUGCGUAUGAAUGUAAUCUACUGAGAGAUUUUCAGCAUCAAAUCUUGGCAGUGGUGAACAAAAGGGCCUUUGACUGUUAAUCCUCAGAAUACAUGCUGGGGCUGAUGGGUUAGAAUGCAAUGGUACAGUGUUGUUUACAUACAAUAAGAUGUUUUCAAUAUAAGCUCACUGCAGGGUUUAUUCGCUCAUGAGAAUUAGAAAAGCCGUUGGAGAUGUUACGAGUCCACCAUGAGGUAUAAAGGUGACUGUUCACUAUAGUGUUAGAGGGUCUUUUUCUUUCAUAGGAACAAUCAGACUCUACCCCAAACCCUAAUUGUCUCCUGAUUCUUUAAUAAAGGCUAUUGUUAUGUGA